AUGAAACAGCUUUUCCUGGCAGUGAUUGCUGCCACUUUGUACCUGGUGCGUGCGCAGGCCCCAUGCAUCCCAGGUGUAACCUGCGCCACGUUCAACUGCACCACAGACAGCCGGUGUCCGUCGGUGAAUCCACCGCAGGGACCGUUGCUGCUGCCGCAUUCUAACUGUGCCAAGUUUUACAAGUGUGCCAAUGGUCAAGCGUGCGAGUACGACUGCCCGGCCAAUUUGCACUUUAAUCCCGUGGAGAAUGCUUGCGAUUGGCCAGAGCGAGCUUGCUGUGCUUUACCGUGUUUGCCUCCAGAUCCCUGCAUACCCGGUGUGACCUGCCCACCACCAUCUGAACCGCCGAUCAUUCCAACACCGCCGCCGCCGACAGUUCCCACACCGCCACCACCAACGAUUCCAACAGCUCCCACACCGCCACCACCAACGAUUCCAACAGCUCCCACACCGCCACCACCAACGGUUCCAACAGCUCCCACACCGCCCCCACCGACAACACCAAUACCAUCCUGUAUCCCGGAUACGGUACGCUGUGACCCCAACGAGAAUCCAAAUGAUCCGACCACUCUACCGCAUGAAUCCGACUGUACACUAUUCUACAAGUGUGACCUCGGCAGACGUGCCAACUCCGGUUCCCACUCCGGCUCCUACUCCGGUUCCUACUCCGGUUCCCACUCCGGUUCCUACUCCGGUUCCCACUCCGGUUCCUACCCCGGUUCCCACUCCAGUGCCAACUCCGGUUCCCACUCCGGUACCCACUCCGGCACCAACUCCAGGUCCUACCCCUGGUGA
Anopheles funestus (African malaria mosquito) is the source of this 795-nucleotide messenger RNA. RefSeq lists its product as uncharacterized. The transcript has 2 exons. The record is from RefSeq and is a predicted model, not a curated record. Gene Ontology annotation, molecular function: chitin binding. Lineage: Eukaryota; Metazoa; Arthropoda; Insecta; Diptera; Culicidae. Bases 1 to 795 code for a protein of 264 amino acids. Gene Ontology annotation, cellular component: extracellular region.